AUGCGCUGUCUCCGACGCAAACUCAACAUCACCUGGCAGGGCAAAGUUCCAAACAACACAGUCCUGGAGAAAGCUGAAACUCUCCGCAUGUAUACACUACUGAAACAAAAAAGUUUGUGCUGGCUUGCCAAUGUUGUUAGAAUAGAUGACGGCCGGUUCCCAAAGGAUCUGCUUUACGGAGAAUUAGCUCAAGGAAAGCAGCCGACUGGCAGGCCCCAAUUAUGCUACACAGAUGUCUACAAGAGGGACCUGAACGCCUUGGACAUUUUGACCUCAACGGAUGAAAAACAUUGGCUUCAGAACGUUCAGCUUGGAGGCAGGCAUGCAGUGCAGCGUGGCCUCUCCGAGUCUGAAGAGACACUUGCCGAAAUGGCUGAGACAAAGAGGCGAACGAGGAAGGCAGGGAGAUAG
Porites evermanni is the source of this 411-nucleotide messenger RNA. The record is from the annotation of a GenBank genome assembly. NCBI's taxonomy places the organism in Eukaryota, Metazoa, Cnidaria, Anthozoa, Scleractinia, Poritidae.